Chironomus riparius is the source of this 4923-nucleotide messenger RNA. NCBI's taxonomy places the organism in Eukaryota, Metazoa, Arthropoda, Insecta, Diptera, Chironomidae. The record is from the annotation of a GenBank genome assembly.
GAAAAUCUUUAAAAAUACCAGUUCCAAAAAUUUAUCUUCGCAUUACAUAAGAUAAAGUUUGAACCUUUUACAAACAAACAAUUUAUAUAAGACAUUAAUUACUACGAAACAUACCUUUUUAUACAAAUCAUAAAAUGGAGCUAUUAAAUAAUCCUCAGAUUCAUAGUACAUUUGCGGCACUUGGUACAAUCCAAGGCGACUCAUAUGCUAUUAAUGAUGAAUGCUUAUCAAUACUUGAGGAGAUUAUCUGCAAAUUGGCAAUGGAAGAUCAUACAUUGCGAACAUAUCGAAGGGCAAUUGGAUUUGGACAGAAUGUUAAGAAAGACAUAGUUCCUUUAUUGUUGAAUGCCAAAGAUUCGACUAUUCUAGACACGACUGUACGCUUAAUGGUCAAUUUAACAAUACCUAUUGAAUGUCUUUUGUCAGUGGACGUGAUGUCGAGGACAGAAAUUGGACGUCACACAAUUUAUGAAUUAAAUCGACUGCUUUAUACAAGUAAAGAGGUUUUUGUUGAUCUAAAAGUGACGAAGGCAAUAAUAGAUCAUAUGAAAUCGAUAUUAGAAACUGAUCACAAAUUAUCAUUAACGCAAUGUGAGAGUAUAAACAACUGCUUAUUGCUCUUCCGUAAUAUCCUUCACAUACCAGAGAAUGGUUCAGGGCAUUUAUAUCAACAUCAACAACCGUAUACAUCUAUGCAGAACCAAAUUAUAUGGAAUUUAUUUACUCAAAGUAUUGAUAAGCUUUUAAUUCAUUUAAUGACGUGUACUCAACGUGCUUUCUGGGGUGUAACAAUUGUUCAAUUAAUCGCAUUAAUGUAUAAAGAUCAGCAUGUAGGAACCUUACAAAAAUUAUUAAAUCACUGGUUCGAAGCAGUUUCCCACACAGAAAGUUCAGAAGAUAAUGAGAGUAAUACGUCACCACCAAAACAAUGUAGUGGUGAUUCAAGUCCAAUGCUGACGUCUGAUCCUACAAGCGAUUCAUCCGAUAACGGAAGUGGUAAAAUGACCACAAUAAGUGAAGAUGUUUUAUUAAAUUCUGAAAAUUCAUCUGGUCGAAUACCCAAUACUGAUUAUCAAGCAUCAACAGCACGUGCAAAACCAAAAGUAUCAGCCGCUACAUCACAAAAAUCAAUCGAUUCAACUCAAUCAAUAACAAGCUCAGAAUCCAUAGAUUUUUUGAAUCAGGAUGUUGUUAUGAAGAGUCCCGAACCAAAUGAGUCGAAAAAUUCAAAAUGGACUCAAAAGACGCGCAACUCUAAUAAUAAUCAUCCAAAUGGAAGCAAUCACAAACACAGUUCGAAUAGUCAAAAGAUUAAUUCGGGCAAGUCUAAACAAAGUCAUUAUUCAUCGAACAAUCAAUUGAGUGAACUUAGCGACUGUGGAUACGGUACGCAAGUAUCACAAGGCGACCUUCAAGGUAAUCAAGAAUCUAUAUCCACGUCAAGUAACGAUGAUGAUAGUCCAAAACAGAAACCAACACACCAAAAACCACCAAGUACGAAUCAAAAGCAGCGCUUUAAUGCUGCACAGAAGCAAAGAAAUGUUAAUGGAGCAAAUGCAACGGCAUUGACGCAAGAGAAGAAGGAUGCGAGAAGGAAAAAGCUUGUAAAGAGAAGCAAGAGCUCAAUAAUUAAUAUGAAAGGUCUCAUCCAUCACACCCCAACAGAUGAAGACAUUUCAAAUAUUUUAAAAGAAUUUACAGUCGAUUUUCUACUAAAAGGCUAUGGAUUUUUAGUGCAAGAACUACACGCACAACUCCUUACAGAUUUACAAUUGUCUAUAGACACAUCCCACUUUUUCUGGCUGGUUACCUAUUUCCUUAAGUUUGCUGCGCAACUAGAACUUGAUUUGGAACACAUCAGUUCCGUUUUAUGUUUUGAUAUUAUUUCAUAUCUUACAUAUGAAGGAGUUAACUUAUGUGAACAGCUGGAACUGAUAUCGAGACAACAGGGAGGUGACCUUAAGCCUUAUUUAAGGCGCAUCCAUUUAGUCGUUACGGCAAUCAGAGAAUUUUUACAAGCUCUGGAAGUUUAUAAACGAAGUAAUCACUUAUCAGCUGAAGAUAAGGAACAUAUUUUGACCCUUCAAACCCAAAUCUGUUGUACAGAGGACUUACGACAUUUGUUUGUGCUGUUAUUAAGAUGCUACAAUCCUAAAUUACAGUCACGACAAUACUUACAGGAUCUAAUUGUAACGAAUCACAUAUUGCUUUUGUUGCUGGACAAUGUCACAAAGCAAUCUGACAACAAAUGCAAUGUUAAAAUGCAGGAACAUAUUACACAAUUUGCAACUGUAGACAUUAUGCAUCAAUACGGAAUUUUAUUGGAAAAGUUUAAAGAAAAUGGAGAAUUUGUCAAUGAUUGCUGCUUUACAAUGAUGCAUCAUGUUGCUGGAGAAAUUGGUCAAGUGACAAUUUUAUUCCAACCCAUUAUCCUCAAAACCUUUAGCCAAAUUUGGGAGACGGAAUAUGAAAUUUGUGAUGAUUGGUCUGAUUUAAUUGAAUAUGUCAUACAUAAGUUCAUUAAUACACCACCGAAGCCACAAAUUGCAUUACCCAGUCCCGCAUUAUCAGACGGAGUUUCCAUAAAUGACAUAUGGGCUCAAGAAGAGAUAGAUGUACUUUAUUGGUACUAUGUUCAAAGCAAGAAGCAAAAAGAUAUUAUCGGCCAUAUCAUUAAGCAGUUGAAAGACUCAGGACAAAAAGCAAAGUCCCGCAUGGCUGUCAUUCAACAAUUAUUACAGCAAGAUCUCAUUUCAUUGACUGAAUAUGAUGACUUGAUGAAAUACGAAGAUUCACAAUAUGAGAGGGAGGCAAAGACCUCAGGCAUUACUGAUUCACCGUCAAAAGAAGAGGAAUCUGGCAUUGACAUUUCAGAUAGUUCUGAAACCAGCACAUCUAACCAACCUGACGAUAUUAAGGUCUUACGAGAUAGACUAUUAAAGGAGAAUAAAGGAAAGCUGGUAACAUGGUUGCAGCGCGUGCUGCUUGAAUGUUGUUUCAUCAAAUUGAAUAUGUAUUGUCCAAAAAAUGAUACGAAUGACGUUGUAAAUCACAACAAUCCAAUAUUUGUUCCGGAGCCGGUACCACAUCAUUGCAUAUUGAAAAAGCAAUCGAUACCUUUGAUACCAUACAAUUCCGAACAACAUAAAAUUUUGGUUUAUCAGCCGUUCGUCCUUUUAUUGCAUAAACUCGGUUUUCAUUUACCAGCUGAUGCUAAUAAGUUGUUUGUACGAAUUCCUGAAUUCUGGACAUCUGACAUCUUAUACACAAUUGCAGAGAAAUUGGGUCCAAUUCCUAAAAAUAAUUUAAAGUUCGAUGUAUCACGUAUCCGAAAAUCAUCGGAACAAGACAUCAAAAUGACAAGUUCCAUGAUUAUUGAUAACUUAUCAACAUCACCAUCACAAAUCGACAAGAGCGACUCAUCAUGCUUCUCAGUUCAAAGGUAUACUCCCGAGGUCACAUCAACGACAUGCAGUCAAAGUUGGCUACAAAUGGUUGUACAAAGUAAAGCGUCAGUAAGUGAAAGAAUGGUUAUAUCUCAUUUGCCACAAUUAAUGGUUAAAUCAAGCCCAUCUGAACAGUCAACGAAUGGAUCAAGAAGUGACUCCUUCCUUCAGCCUCCUUUGCCCCAUAAACGAAGUCAAUAUUUUAACAACAAAAUUUCUUCAACCAAAAUAACAACAAAGGAACUUAACAUGGUUGUAGAAUCUGACGGAUUUAGUGAUGAUACACUUCUGGCGAUUGCGAUUGGCGAAGAAGAUAGUUCAAUAUUAGAGGAACAUGAACAUGAAGUGAUUGACUUGUAUGAGACAAAUUCAGCUGCAUCGGGGCUUACACAGAUGUAUGUGAGCGAUGAAGAAGACAAGCACGAAUCAAAUCUCUUAACAACCAUUUGAAUUCUAUUUGAAGUAAAAUUAAGAAAUUUAAGGAACUACAUCACAGAAUAUUUUAAAAAUUAAUUUAUAUAUUUUUAUGUUAAUUCAUGUUCAUGCUGUUAUAGAUAUAUUUAUUUUGAUUUGUUAUUUUGGUUCGGUGGAGGACUAUUUAGAUGAUAUACUUAGAUGAAAAAAAAAUAAAAUGUUUGAUAACAUUUAUAUUUCAAAAAUGUAGCUAGCUGUAAUGUCUAUUAAAUUCUUAGAAUAAAAGGGGGUCAACAUUAUGACUUUGUUCAAGUUAAGAUACCCCAGAGGACUGAUUUCUUGGAUUUAAUUUUGAUUGAAGCAAGAGUGUUUAUAGGUACGGAAAGAAAACACGUGUCGCGACGCAAAGUUUUGAAUUCACUGCUCUAGACUCUUGUAAUAUCUAAGAUACACCCAAGAAACCGGCUCAGUACAAAUAAACAUAUCCGAGCUAGGGAAGUUAUUUGAAUAUUUUUUUGGUAUUUAAAAUCCUUAAAAAUUUUGCAUUGAAUUGUAAAAAUUAAUGCCUAUCAUAAAUUCACUCUUGUAUGCUCGGAUUUAAAAAUUAGACAUUACAAUAAAAUAUUUUUUGCUGCGAAAAUGCUUUAUAUUAAUUAUUAUUAAUUAAUGAAUUUAAAGAAACUUUUUGCAUGCUAUUGAUCGUAAAUUAUAUAAAACAAAAGAUGAAAAAAUGUUUAAUUUUUCCUAUACAUUUGUCAUGGCCUUAAAAAAUUUGUAUUCAUUAUUAUUCGGAAAUAAAGAUUUAAGUGAAUGUUAAAAAAAGUUUUUUUGUUGAUUGACGAAUUUUUGUUACAGUUUUUUUUACGGAAGUUGGUAGGGGGCCGUUCACUUAUGACGUCCAGGGGGGGGGGGGGGGGGGGGGUCAGCAAGAAAAGAACAAUAGAAAUUCCUGGAAAUCCGUUAUUCUCUUUUGAAAAAUGACCGUUAUUUUCGGACGUCAUAAGUGAACGAUCCCUAGAUGAUUUUGCAAAUUUUCAUACCAGCGACUCCCACAAUUAUUUAU